UUGGACGGGAAGUCCGCUGAAUCAGAACAGCCUAAGGGGGCGCCCAUCAUGACCGCUGUGGACUUCUCAAAAGUGUACUCUGCUACCUAUAGCAGUGUACCGGUAUAUGAAUUCAAACUUGAUGGUGAAAGCGUGAUGCGAAGACGGUCGGACGACUGGAUCAAUGCAACUCACAUCCUUAAGGUUGCGGGAUUCGACAAGCCAGCGAGAACAAGAAUCCUGGAGCGUGAGGUUCAGAAGGGCGUCCAUGAGAAAGUGCAAGGUGGAUAUGGCAAAUAUCAAGGAACAUGGAUUCCUCUUCCUGAAGGCCGGCUUCUCGCUGAGCGGAACAACAUAAUUGACAAAUUAAGGCCGAUUUUCGACUACGUCGCCGGAGACCGCAGCCCUCCACCAGCACCGAAACACACAACCGCAGCAUCAAAACCCAGAGCGUCAAAGAAUACAGCUAAGAGGAACAUUAUCAAUGAGGAGGUCUUUAGUGCUGUCAAGCCAGCUCGCAACAUGGCGCCCCCGCCUUUUAUCCAUGAACAACAGUACGAGAUUAGCACUGGGUUUGAUGACACCGAGUCCAUUGAACAGGCAACGCUUGAAUCAUCGUCAAUGAUAGCAGAUGAGGAAAUGAUGACGAUGUCACAGAACGGUAAUUUUUCUCGCAAGCGCAAGCGCGGAAUCAAUGAGGCGCCGGUGAUGUCUAUCACUGAACAAGAACAUAUACUUUACGGGGACCAGCUCUUGGACUAUUUCAUGACGGUAGGCGAUGCGCCUGAAGCCACACGUGUGCCGCCUCCACAGCCCCCCUCCAACUUUUGUGUAGAUCGUCCAAUUGACGACUCUGGUAAUACGGCCCUUCACUGGGCCUGUGCUAUGGGAGACUUGGAGAUUGUGAAAGACCUUCUACGAAGGGGAGCAGACGUGAAGGCAUUAUCGGUGCACGAAGAAACACCCCUUGUGCGAGCCGUUCUGUUUACGAAUAACUACGAGAAAAGGACUUUUCCCCCACUUCUCGAAUUACUUUGGGAUACAGUUUCAUUCAGGGACUGGUUUGGUGCCACCAUAUUUCAUCACAUUGCAGAGACUACGCGAAGCAAAGGGAAAUGGAAGAGCUCACGGUACUACUGUGACGUACUCUUGGAUAAGCUGCGCGUUAUGUGCUCGGUGGAGGAAAUGGAUUCCUUAUUGUCUUUCCAAGACCAUAAUGGAGAUACAGCGGCCUUGGUUGCUGCUCGAAAUGGCGCUUUCCGCUUAGUGGACCUGCUUCUUGCACGAUGCCCACGGGCUGGCGACUUAGUGAAUAAGAAGGGCGAGACGGCUGCGAGCAUCACUCGUCGAGCGCAUCCGUCUGAACGCGAUAUUCCUCCCCCCCCUUCAUCGAUCACCAUGGGCAACGAUCAGCUGGACGGCGAAGCACCGGGACUCAUGAAUCCUGACACACAAUCCAGCCACCUUGCGCAGGAGUCAUCAUCCCCUGCCACCACCGCGUUGCUGACCAAAAUCGGUGUAAUAAUGGCUGAGGCAAAUAAGAAACUUGCCGUAAGCUACGGAAGCUCAAAGGCGAAUCAGCAGGAUUCAGACGACGUCGCAAACCCGGAAAUCCUAUACGAGCAGCUAGAGUUGGACCGACAGAAGGUGCAGAAAGAAACGGCCGUUCUGCAAGCGCAAGAGGCUGGAGAGCAACCAGUUGAAGUCCAGCUCGAUCGCUACGAGCAGCUGCGAAGUGGCUACGAGUCACUGCUAGAACAAGUUCAGCAGGGGCGUCUCAGAGAGCGCAUUUCAUCGGUAGUGGUACCUGCAGCAAAGGAGGGCACGACGCCACCCGCCACAGAUCAUGAUAAACUGCUUCGCAUUUACCAGCUGGCUCGCCAACUGUGCUCGGCGCAGAAGGCCCGGCGCGCUGCCGUCAAAGAUCUUGCUCAGCAGACGGCUGACGCGGGAGUAAGCACCAAGUUCGACGUCCAUCGGAAGUUGGUGGCACUCGCCACCGGCCUGAAGGAGGAAGACCUCGAUCCCAUGGCUGCUGAACUGGCCGAAACAUUGGAAUUUGAGCGUACGAAUGGCAAGGGCGACGCGGCUGAGAUGCCAGAUCCCGACUCUCGUAAAUCCGCGACCUUCCCUUUUCCUGGGACGACCGUGUCUGUUGAUGCAUGAGCUCAUCCACGAAUCACCUCUCACAUCAUUUUACCCUUUCCUUCUGACGCUACAGGGCGUCUCCUCUUUUUUUUUUCCCC
Aspergillus saccharolyticus JOP 1030-1 is the source of this 2225-nucleotide messenger RNA. Its product is annotated as putative APSES transcription factor. The record is from RefSeq and is a predicted model, not a curated record. Lineage: Eukaryota; Fungi; Ascomycota; Eurotiomycetes; Eurotiales; Aspergillaceae. The transcript is spliced from 3 exons. Gene Ontology annotation, molecular function: transcription regulator activity; DNA binding; protein binding. Gene Ontology annotation, cellular component: MBF transcription complex; SBF transcription complex. The coding region runs from base 49 to 2145 and encodes 698 amino acids.